Messenger RNA from Rotaria sp. Silwood1, 1449 nucleotides. The record is from the annotation of a GenBank genome assembly. NCBI's taxonomy places the organism in Eukaryota, Metazoa, Rotifera, Eurotatoria, Philodinida, Philodinidae.
AUGCAAAACUUUCUAAUCAACGGUUAUUUAGUUCUUCAACCUAUAUCUCUUGAUGCAAAUUUUCAUUCAUCCAUAUUCACUCAAACUUUGUCGAUUUUCAAUGAUGAAGGUAAUCCAGGAAACAAUAUUCUUCCUCGAAUUCCUCAACUUCAAAAUGUAUUCAAUGAUCCGGUAGUAAGUGGUGCAUUAGAAAGUUUAUUGGGUCCAAAAUAUACCAUGCAACCACAUCGAUUUCCUCAUUUAACAAAACCUGGAACGGAAGAUCAACCAUGGCAUAAAGACUCUUAUUUUCUUUAUCCUAAGCCACUUCGUCAUCAUCAAUUACGUUAUGUUAUGGCCAUGUAUUAUCCUCAAGAUGUACUUCUAGAGAUGGGUCCAACUGCAAUUAGGCCUCGAUCACAAUAUGAUGCUGCAGAUUGGGUAUAUGAUAGAAACAAAACACCACCCGAAGAUGUUGAUAUAAAAACUGACAAACAACAUGAUGUUCGUCUGGUUUGUACAGCUGGCACUGUAGUAUUAAUUCAUUAUGAUAUUGUUCAUAAAGGAACAGCCAAUCGAACAAAAGAUUCUUACCGUUUUAUGUUUAAAUUUCAAUUUAAUAGGCUCGAAGAACCGACUAAACCAACGUGGAAUCAUGAUCCAACAAAUGCUGUUUAUGAUGCUGCAGAUGCAGGUUUAUUACAACCAAUUCUCAAACAUGUUUGGAACUGGAUGAUGGGUGGUACAAUGAUAAUACAACAAUCUUCUACUGAACAAGAUAUCAUUAACUGGAAAAUACAGUUACACAACCAAGAUAGUGAAACUCGUCUUAAUGCAGCAUAUAAUCUAGCAUUAAGUAAUGAAUAUCAUGUCUUAAUCGAACAAUUAUCAAAUAAUAAAGAAAUCUAUCGUCUCGAAGCGGCAUAUGCAUUAACGGCUUGUCGAUAUAACAAAAACGUGAUUAAUGAAUUACAAACAGUAUUAAAAAAAGAGGAAAAAAAUGAAGAUCAAGCAUACUGUAUCGCAUUUAUCUUUUCUGAAAUGGGAUCAAUAGCACUUGAAACAUUGCCAUUAUUGGUACAUGUAUUGGAAAUUACUGAUUCAUGGUUAGUUAAAAAAUACUGUUGUCAAGCAUUGGGAACUAUUCAGUCAAAUAACCAAAAUGAUGUUGACAUAGUAGUCCGAUGUUUAACACAUAUCCUUCUUGAUCGAGAUCAACAAUUGGAUACAGUAAACAGAUCUCAUGCGAGAAUUACUGCAGCAUUAUCGUUGGCUAAAAUUGGUGCUAAAGCAACUGAAGCAAUACCUGUAUUAAAAGAUGCACUUUAUUUUGAUCAAAAUCGUUAUGUGAAUGGUAAUGCAUUAUUAGCCUUAGAACGAAUCGGAACAAGUGAAGCAUUAAAAAUCGUUUUGGACUAUCUUAAAACGUCGCGAUGGUGUGCAAAAACAAACGCUAGUAGUUUGUUUUAA